CGUGGGUUUAGUUAAUAUUCAAGAUAGGGCUCGGUUAUCAAUGGCAGAAGAUGCAAUAGACGGUGGAGGUCUUGAUGUCCUCGAGCGGCAACGUCGAGAAGCAGAGCAACAAGAGCCUCCGAUAAUUGAGAUGUUCAACCUCUUCCCGCAUGAAAGCGGUAUAGUGAUGAGACGGGGAGUGGAGCUGGGCAUAAUUUGCAGUGCUGUACUCAUCGCCCAUUGCGUUUAUCUCAUCAUGUUUUACUGGCCAACAGAGGGUCUGAUGGAGAGCGACUUGUCGUUUUUCGACAGACUCCUCCUACUCCUCUGCGUUAUACGUGUAGUAGCUGCAGUGCCGCGACCAUUCUUCUGGUUCAAGACCAGAAAGCUCUUUGUCGAGGCGAGAUAUGAGCCAACACCUCAGUUGGUGGCCCAGCGUCUUAUCGACAUAUACUUCCAUCCCUUCCGAGUUGAACGGUGGUUGCUCUGGAGUUACUACAUCUGGUUGGGCUUCGUCGUAGCCCUCCUGUGGCUCACACCAAACUCCGUAUCGGGGCCCUCGCAAUUGGCCAGAGCUUUGUGGAAGCACGUGAUGAUGAACUUAGCGUCAAUCAUACUCCAUCGAGUUGUAUGCGUGAGCCUUUUUUAUUGGCUCAUGGAGUCGGAUUUCAAGCGCGGAAUUCCUGCUGAUGUGUUAGACAAAUACAGCAAGGUGGAGACUUUUUCACCGGGGUAUUCAUUGUCACCUUGCCGUUACGCUAAUAAGCAUUUUAUAUACAAUUCUGGUGAAUGCGCGAUCUGCUACUGUGCUUAUGAGAAGGGGGAGCAUGUCCGAGUGCUGUGCUGUGGCCACUCCUUCCACACUGAUUGUGUUGAUACAUGGCUAAUGGGCCAUCAAAAUAGAUGCCCUUUAUGUCUAGGAGUGGUUGGUCCUGCUUUUGAUGAUAAACUAGAGCGACAUGUAACCCACUGUCAGGCUGGCAGACCCGGUGAUUGAUCUGAUGAGCGAUCCAGUUCCAUACUUCUGGUAUUUUUGUACGAUGAAAAAGGCAGUAUAUUCGCCUUAUGUUACUAUGACCAUCUUCUUA
Molecule: messenger RNA, 1067 nt
Organism: Perkinsus marinus ATCC 50983
Lineage: Eukaryota; Perkinsozoa; Perkinsida; Perkinsidae
Exons: 8
Coding region: 41-976 (311 amino acids)
Source: RefSeq, a predicted model, not a curated record